Messenger RNA from Puccinia graminis f. sp. tritici CRL 75-36-700-3, 645 nucleotides. RefSeq lists its product as uncharacterized. NCBI's taxonomy places the organism in Eukaryota, Fungi, Basidiomycota, Pucciniomycetes, Pucciniales, Pucciniaceae. Bases 1 to 645 code for a protein of 214 amino acids. The transcript is spliced from 3 exons. The record is from RefSeq and is a predicted model, not a curated record.
AUGCCAGAUCAAAGCCCCCUUACGCGACCAUUCAUCCCAUCUUGUGUUACACCUGCUGUGUUGACUGAUUUGACUACGUCUGCCGGCAAGACCGCCAAGCCAAGACAAGCGCCUGCCGCAGAACUGAUCAGUUCAGUCCAACCCAUAGCAACUUCUAAGAAACGUGUCUCUAAGACUUCCAAAAGUGCUAAGAAGAAAAUCAACCCGGAGAUAGUUCCAUCCGAGUGGGACACUAGCACCAAAGAAGACACUAAAUCGGACAGACCUGAACCGACGACUUCAGCAGCGCCAAUGUUGAAAAAGUCUUCCACAAACUCUGACCCAUCAAGUAACAAAAAACCAGUCGACAAACUCCAGGAUAGAGAACAUGACCCGUUCAAAAGCAAGAAGCCCGUCAACAAACUCACCAACAGAGAAGUCUUGAACGGUAUUCAUAUAAAAAAGUUAUCUCCUGCGGAUAAGCCCACUGCUCCUCCAUUGGCUCCUUCCGUUCCCACCAAUCAGGCUCAAUCAGUCACUGAAGAGACUAAGAUUCAAUUGGUCGAUCCAGUCGUUCACAAAACUACCAACGAUUCCGAGAAAUCGACUUUGAUUCAACCAAAGGAGAGCUUCUUUACUCCCUCGUUUCCACCCGUGGAUAUCUAA